Messenger RNA from Hibiscus syriacus, 1789 nucleotides. RefSeq names its product zinc finger CCCH domain-containing protein 34-like. The record is from RefSeq and is a predicted model, not a curated record. Gene Ontology annotation, molecular function: mRNA binding; metal ion binding. The coding region runs from base 300 to 1742 and encodes 480 amino acids. Lineage: Eukaryota; Viridiplantae; Streptophyta; Magnoliopsida; Malvales; Malvaceae. The transcript is spliced from 7 exons.
CCCAAAAAAAAGGAGAGAAAAAGAUCAAACAAACGGCAAAUUACUAGGAAAAACUGAAGCUGAGAGAGAAAGUGAAAGAAAAUUUAGACAAACACCCACUCCAGAAACAGCAGCCAAAAAUGUUUUUAUUUUAUUGUUUGUGUAAGAAAGGAGAGAGGGAUUUAGGAAGCUUCUGAUUUUUUAUUUUAUUUUUUGGUCAUUUUCUCUGUUUUUCCGUUUUCUAUAUAGGAAAUAAGACAUACACAGCCAUUUGAUCGGAUUACAGACAAGGUUGUUUGUGGUUGUUGUUCGUACGUUUAAUGGAGCGGGACCCAGAGUCCGAUCCCCAACCGGAAUGGACUGCUCCGGGAUCCGAAACGGGACUCGAAGAGCCGGUUUGGCAGUUGGUAUUAGAGGGAGGGUCGGAAUCAUACCCCAAACGACCCGACGAAGCUGAUUGUAUUUACUAUUUGAGGACUGGGUUUUGUGGCUAUGGUUCUAAUUGUCGGUUCAAUCAUCCACGUGAACGUGCUGGGGUUAUGGGAGCUGGAAGAGGAGGCGGUGUCGGAGAGUAUCCAGAGAGAGCAGGCCAGCCAGUUUGUCAGUAUUUUAUGAGGACGGGAGCAUGCAAAUUCGGUGCUUCCUGUAAAUACCAUCAUCCCAAGCUGGGAGGUAGCUCUGUGCCACUGAAUUGUUUCGGAUAUCCAUUACGCCCGGGUGAAAAAGAGUGUCCUUACUAUGUGAAGACUGGACAAUGUAAAUUUGGCGCAACAUGUAAAUUCCAUCAUCCUGCACCUCCAGCUAUGCAGGUUCCAGCACCAUCUCCAGCUCCACAAGGUGCACCUGCACCUACACCAGUUCCCGCUCCAACUGUGUAUUCGACAGUGCAGUCACCAUCUGGUCCUUCCUCUGAACAAUAUGGAGCAGUAAUGGCCAGGCCUCCCCUGAUGCCAGGCUCCUAUGUGCAAGGCCCCUAUGGUCCUUUGCUACUUUCCCCAGGUGUUCCAAGUUGGAAUCCGUAUCUGGCACCUGUCAAUCCUGGUACUCAACCCACUGCUAGAUCAAGCUCAACUUUUGGGCCAACACCAUUAUCUCCUUCAGCACUUGCCUAUACUGGAUCUUAUCAAUUUGUACCAUCCGGUCUUCGGCCUUCAAGUAGUAUUCAGGAGGAUGAGUCCUUUCCAGAGAGACCUGGGCAGGAGGAUGAGUCCUUUCCAGAGAGACCUGGACAACCAGAAUGUCAGUAUUAUAUGAAGACUGGUCGAUGCAAAUAUGGAUCCUCCUGUAGAUAUCAUCAUCCACCAGAAGUGUUUGCACCAAAAGCUGAUGUCAUCCUCAGCCCUCUCGGUCUUCCACUUCGUCCCGGUGCACCACCUUGCACUCACUACUCGCAACGUGGGGUGUGCAAGUUCGGAGCGGCUUGCAGGUUCGACCAUCCUAUGGGAAUGUUAAGUUACAGUCCAUCUGCGUCUUCUCUUGCUGAUAUGCCCGUGGCCCCCUAUCCUGUUGGAUCCGCAAUAGGCACUCUAGCUCCUUCAUCCUCAUCUUCGAAUUUACGACCCGAAGUUCUUUCAGGGUCUAGCAAGGACUCUGCUCCAGCCAUAAUGUCAUCAUCGGCGAGCACUUUAAGUGAAUCGGUUGGUCAGGUUUACUCCAAAGGUGUACAUGUUCCUCAUUCAAGCACACAACAGUCCAGUUGGAGUUCUGCCCCUUCUACUGGCGUUGGCAGCGAUGAAGACAGUGAGCCACACGCUUCAAGCUAAGAGAAAGGAGCAACCACCUCAAUCCUGGUUUUUUUUUCGAGGUCAUG